AGUGACUUCUAAUUGUGACUGCAGUGUGCUUUGAGAAAUCGGCCACCAGGGCCACGGAGCUGCUGUUGGUGAGGUGUGUCAGAGACAGUGGAAGCUUCUGAGACCAGAAGUACUUCAGGUCUGCAUACUCUGACUUCGCGCUGCCUGCCAGGAUGGGGAAACAGAACAGCAAGCUGCGGCCCGAGGUCAUGCAGGACUUGCUAGAGAGCACAGACUUCACAGAGCACGAAAUCCAGGAGUGGUACAAAGGCUUCCUGAGAGACUGCCCCAGUGGCCACUUGUCCAUGGAAGAGUUUAAGAAAAUCUAUGGGAACUUUUUCCCGUAUGGGGAUGCUUCCAAGUUUGCAGAGCAUGUCUUCCGCACCUUUGAUGCCAACGGCGAUGGGACGAUAGACUUUAGAGAAUUUAUCAUCGCCCUGAGUGUGACCUCUCGGGGCAAGCUGGAGCAGAAGCUGAAGUGGGCCUUCAGCAUGUACGACCUGGAUGGCAAUGGCUACAUCAGCAAGGCAGAGAUGUUGGAGAUUGUUCAGGCGAUCUAUAAGAUGGUUUCCUCUGUCAUGAAAAUGCCUGAAGAUGAGUCAACCCCAGAGAAAAGGACUGAAAAAAUAUUCCGCCAAAUGGACACCAACAGAGAUGGGAAAUUGUCGCUGGAGGAGUUUAUACGCGGGGCCAAGAGUGACCCGUCCAUCGUGCGCCUGCUCCAGUGUGACCCCAGCAGUGCCGGCCAGUUCUGAGCCCUCUUUCCCCGCAAAACCUACCCCAUCAUCA
Messenger RNA from Suncus etruscus (white-toothed pygmy shrew), 768 nucleotides. RefSeq names its product neurocalcin delta (gene NCALD). Gene Ontology annotation, molecular function: tubulin binding; calcium ion binding; actin binding. The coding region runs from base 153 to 734 and encodes 193 amino acids. Gene Ontology annotation, cellular component: cytosol. Lineage: Eukaryota; Metazoa; Chordata; Mammalia; Eulipotyphla; Soricidae. Gene Ontology annotation, biological process: calcium-mediated signaling. The transcript is spliced from 5 exons. The record is from RefSeq and is a predicted model, not a curated record.